AUGGGCCCCAAGGGUGAGCCUGGCCCCAGGAGCUGCCAGGAUUGAGCAGCUGGUACCAUCUACCUACCUACCAUGUGCCUACCCAAGGAUGGGACCAUCCCUGUCUUUUGUCACAUGGACAGCACAGAGGAUGGCUGGCUGAUGUUCCAGAGGUGACAGGAUGGUUCCAUGGAUUUCUUCCACUCUUUGUCCUCCUACAAAUCAGGUUUUGGGAGCCAGUAUUCUGAUUUCUGGCUGGGGAAUGAGAGGUUGCACCAGCUUACUCUCCAGAGUAGUACCUGGGAGCUGUGGGUGGAGCUGGAGGACUUUAAAGGCAACUGCACUUUUGCUCACUGUGGGGCCUUCCGUCUCCUCAGGGAGGCAGAUCACUACCAGCUGGUUCUGGGCAAGUUCUCAGAGGGCACUGCAGGGGACUCCCUGAGCUUCCAUGGUGGGAGGCCCUUUACCACCUAUGAUGCCAGCCAGGAUACAAGUAGGAGCAACCGCGAGGUGACUAUCCAUGGUGCCUGGUGGUGCGGAUCCUGCUAUCAGUUCAACUACUGGAUGUCCAAAGCCACCGCCCACAACUAUGGUAUCAACUGGGCCUCAGGCCAAGGAAUAGGCCACCCUUACUGCAGGGUUCACAUGAUGCCUCCCCUAGGGCACCCGGAUCCUCAGGACCUUGUAAAUCGGAGCCUGGAUUUCGUCCUGGACACCAAAUUCCUGGUACGGGACCUUCGGCUGUACUCCGGAUCUCCGGAACUUAAGAUCCCGUAG
Camelus dromedarius (Arabian camel) is the source of this 756-nucleotide messenger RNA. RefSeq names its product ficolin 3 (gene FCN3). The record is from RefSeq and is a predicted model, not a curated record. Lineage: Eukaryota; Metazoa; Chordata; Mammalia; Artiodactyla; Camelidae.